AUGGGCACAGCCAUCUCUUUCGUCAAUAGUUCGGAAGAGUCGCAACUUUUGGAAGUGGCCAAUCUCCUCUUGCAAAAGGCUGCUUUCAAUCCUCAAUCUGAUCAGCCUAGCAAAUCAGCUGUCGAUUUAAUCUUCCGACCUUAUCAGUUUCGUUUGUCAGAAGUGGACGGAUUUCGGUAUCGAGCACUGGACAUUGUUGGUAAAAUAACUCGCAAGCGGAUCCGUGAAGCGCGUCUGAAAGAAAUCAAGCUAGAGUUGAUGAACUCCGAGCGCUUAAAGAGUUACUUUGAGGAUCAUUCAGCUGAUAUGGAUGCCCUGCGACACGAUAAGCCCCUUUCUUCAUUGCAGCAGACUCAUCUUAAGGAUGUUCCGGAGUAUAUGGACAACUCUCCAUCGAACUCAAAGAUUUAA
Messenger RNA from Hydatigera taeniaeformis, 411 nucleotides. NCBI's taxonomy places the organism in Eukaryota, Metazoa, Platyhelminthes, Cestoda, Cyclophyllidea, Taeniidae. The record is from the annotation of a GenBank genome assembly.